UCUGGUCUCACCUCUGUGUGACUCUGCAGUGUCACACGUUUCCUCACCAGGAGCAGGAAGAACCGGUCAGAAAGCAACAGAAGCAGAAAGCAGGAGGUGGCGAAGUCAUGUUCAGACUCCUCAGCCGCCAAGGAAAGAGGACGCGGAGCUGCGUCUCGAGCCAGCGCCGCCAUGAGCACUACCGGGCCGUCAUGGCCAUCCGCCGCGAGGACGUCAACCCCUGGGAGAGGAGGGCCCCGCUGGCCCCGAAACACGUCAAAGAGCUCACCACCGCCGGCGUCAAGGUCCUGCUCCAACCGUCCAACCGCAGAGCCAUCCACGAGAAGUACUACAUCGGGGCGGGGGCCGUAGUUCGGGAGGACCUUUCUGAGGCCUCUCUGAUAAUCGGGGUGAAGAGGCCGCCGGAGGAGAAGAUCAUUCCCAGGAAGACGUACGCUUUCUUCUCCCACACCAUCAAGGCUCAGGAGGCCAACAUGGGGCUUCUGGAUGACCUGCUGAAAAAGGAGGUCCGUCUGAUCGACUACGAGAAGAUGGUCGACGCCAACGGCUUCAGGAUCGUAGCGUUUGGUCACUGGGCCGGUAUCGCAGGAAUGAUUAACAUUUUGCACGGAUUGGGGCUUCGCUUCCUCGCUCUCGGCCAUCACACACCCUUCAUGCACAUCGGCAUGGCUCACAACUACCGGAACGUCAGCCAGGCCAUCCAGGCAGUGAGGGAUUGUGGGUACGUGAUAUCCAUGGGGCUCAUGCCCAAAUCUAUCGGCCCCGUGACGUUUUGUUUCACCGGCACCGGCAACGUCUCCAAGGGAGCCCAAGACAUCCUUAACGAGCUUCCUGUGGAAUACGUUGAACCUCACGAGUUGAAGGACGUCUCUGAAACAGGAGAUAUGACCAAAGUGUACGCCACCGUUCUGAGCCGACAUCACCACCUGAUGAGGAAGAGCGACGGCAUCUAUGACCCCAUGGAGUACGAGGACCACCCGGAACUUUACACCUCGCACUUCAGGACCAGCGUGGCGCCCUACACAACCUGUCUGAUCAACGGUAUUUACUGGGACCCCCAAACCCCCCGACUCCUCAGACGUCUGGACGCCCAGAAGCUGAUGCGACCGCUCAAGACCGCACCUGCAACCACCGAGGGAUCACCAGCGCUGCCUCACAGAUUGCUGGCCAUCUGUGACAUAUCAGCUGACACCGGGGGCUCCAUCGACUUCAUGAACGAGUGCACCACCAUCGAUAAGCCCUUCUGCAUGUACGACGCCGACCAGCACAUCGACCAUGACAGCGUGGAGGGAAACGGGAUCCUCAUGUGCUCCAUCGACAACCUCCCCGCUCAGCUCCCCAUCGGAGCCACGGAGUACUUCGGAGACCGGCUCUUCCCCUACCUCUGGGAGAUGCUGCCUUCAGACGCCACCAGACCGCUGGACGAAGAGGAGUUCAGCCCGCAAGUCAGAGACGCUGUCAUCACAUCAAAUGGAGUCCUCACCCCAAAGUUUGAAUACAUAGAAAGACUUCGAGAGAAAAGAGAGAAGGCUCAGAUCAUGAAGAAGGCUGGGAUGAAGCGCGUUCUGCUGCUGGGUUCAGGUUACGUCUCCGGACCCAUCGUGGAGUAUCUGACCCGUGACGAGAAGACCCAGGUCACCGUGGCGUCGGUGCUGCUGAAGCAGGCGGAGGAGCUGGCAGCCAAAUAUCCAAACACCAUCCCCAUCAUGCUGGAUGUUGGCAGCCAGGAAGGACACCUGGAUUCUCUGGUCAAAGAUCAUGACUUGGUCAUCAGCAUGCUGCCGUACACUCUUCACCCGCUCAUCGCCAAACACUGCAUCAACAGGAAGGUCAACAUGGUGACGGCCAGCUACCUGAGUCCGGCCAUGAAGGAGCUGCAGAGCAGUGCGGAGGAGGCGGGCAUCACCAUCGUGAACGAGAUGGGACUGGACCCGGGUAUCGAUCACAUGCUGGCCAUGGAGUGUAUCGACAAGGCCAAAGCCGACGGCUGCACCGUGGAGUCCUACAGCUCGUUCUGCGGCGGUCUUCCCGCUCCCGAAUGUUCAGACAACCCUCUUCGCUACAAGUUCAGCUGGAGUCCGUACGGCGUCCUCCUCAACACCAUCAGCCCCGCCAUCUUCCUCCGAGACAACCAGGUGGUGAGUAUUCCUGCUGGCGGCGCUCUGAUGGAGUCCAGCUCGCCGAUGGAUUUCUUUCCUGGUUUCAACCUGGAAGGAUUUCCAAACCGCGACAGCACCAAGUACGCCGAGUCCUACGGCAUCCAGACGGCACACACACUGAUCAGAGGAACACUGCGCUUCAAGUCUUGA
Messenger RNA from Anoplopoma fimbria (sablefish), 2309 nucleotides. RefSeq names its product aminoadipate-semialdehyde synthase (gene aass). Gene Ontology annotation, molecular function: saccharopine dehydrogenase activity. Gene Ontology annotation, cellular component: cytoplasm. The record is from RefSeq and is a predicted model, not a curated record. Lineage: Eukaryota; Metazoa; Chordata; Actinopteri; Perciformes; Anoplopomatidae. Bases 108 to 2309 code for a protein of 733 amino acids. The transcript is spliced from 20 exons.